CUUCAAGCCCAGCCCCCUUUCCUGUCUUCACAUCAAGGAAAUAGGUUGAGCUUCAGAAAAACUUGCUGACGAGAGCGCACCAGGUCUUCUGGCCCAGAUACUGCCACUGAGCUGUCCAGGGUUUGGCGAGGCGCAGGGCCGCGCAACCCGCGCGGGGCGGCAGCAGCGAUGCCGGACCCCGCGGCACACCUGCCCUUCUUCUACGGCAGCAUCUCGCGCGCCGAGGCCGAGGAUCACCUGAAGCUGGCGGGCAUGGCCGACGGGCUCUUCCUGCUGCGCCAGUGCUUGCGCUCGCUGGGCGGCUACGUGCUGUCGCUCGUGCACGACGUGCGCUUCCACCACUUCCCCAUCGAGCGGCAGCUCAACGGCACUUACGCCAUCGCCGGCGGCAAGGCGCACUGCGGCCCCGCCGAGCUCUGCGAGUUCUACUCGCGCGACCCCGACGGGCUGCCCUGCAACCUGCGCAAGCCGUGCAACCGGCCAUCGGGGCUGGAGCCGCAGCCCGGCGUCUUCGACAACCUGCGCGACGCCAUGGUGCGCGACUACGUGCGCCAGACAUGGAAGCUGGAGGGCGAAGCGCUGGAACAGGCCAUCAUCAGCCAGGCCCCCCAGGUGGAAAAGCUCAUUGCCACAACGGCCCACGAGCGGAUGCCUUGGUACCACAGCAGCCUGACGCGCGAGGAGGCUGAGCGCAAGCUCUACUCGGGGGCGCAGACUGACGGCAAGUUCCUGCUGAGGCCCCGGAAGGAGCAGGGCACAUACGCACUGUCCCUCAUCUACGGGAAGACUGUGUACCACUACCUCAUCAGCCAGGACAAGGCGGGCAAGUACUGCAUUCCUGAGGGGACCAAGUUUGACACGCUUUGGCAGGUAGGCCACCCGCUCACCCUGUUCUGGGGGAGAUGCUGUACUUGGGGAGAACGGGAGCUCCUGCCAGCUGCCUGCUCCCCACAGCUAGUGGAGUAUCUGAAGCUGAAGGCUGACGGGCUCAUCUACUGCCUGAAGGAGGCCUGUCCCAACAACAGCGCCACCUCAGAGGCUGCUGCUCCCGUGCUCCCAGCCCACCCCUCCACCUUUACCCACCCUCAGAGACGGGUUGACACCCUCAACUCAGAUGGAUACACACCUGAACCAGCGCGCCUAGCAUCUUCAGACAAACAGCGGCCGAUGCCCAUGGACACGAGUGUGUAUGAGAGCCCCUACAGUGACCCCGAGGAGCUCAAGGACAAGAAACUCUUCCUGAAGCGUGAGAACCUCAUCAUAGCUGACAUUGAACUUGGCUGUGGCAACUUUGGCUCAGUGCGCCAGGGCGUCUACCGCAUGCGCAAGAAGCAGAUCGAUGUGGCCAUCAAGGUGCUGAAGCAGGGCACAGAGAAGACAGACAAGGACGAGAUGAUGCGAGAGGCACAGAUCAUGCACCAACUGGACAACCCGUACAUUGUGCGGCUCAUCGGUGUCUGCCAGGAUGAGGCCCUCAUGCUGGUCAUGGAGAUGGCAGGCGCAGGGCCACUGCACAAGUUCCUGGUUGGCAAGAAGGAGGAGAUCCCUGUCAGCAAUGUGGCCGAGCUGCUGCACCAGGUGUCCAUGGGGAUGAAGUACCUGGAGGAGAAGAACUUUGUGCACCGUGACCUGGCUGCCCGCAAUGUCCUGCUGGUCAACCGGCACUAUGCCAAGAUCAGCGACUUCGGCCUCUCCAAGGCUCUGGGUGCUGACGACAGCUACUAUACUGCCCGCUCAGCAGGGAAGUGGCCGCUCAAGUGGUACGCGCCUGAGUGCAUCAACUUCCGCAAGUUCUCCAGCCGCAGUGACGUCUGGAGCUACGGGGUCACCAUGUGGGAGGCCUUGUCUUAUGGCCAGAAGCCCUACAAGAAGAUGAAGGGCCCUGAGGUCAUGAACUUCAUUGAGCAAGGCAAGCGGAUGGAGUGCCCAUCGGAGUGUCCACCUGAAUUGUACUCACUCAUGAGUGACUGCUGGACAUACAAGUGGGAGGAUCGCCCAGACUUCCAGACCGUGGAGCAGCGCAUGCGGGCCUGUUACUACAGCUUGGCAAGUAAGGCCGAGGGCCCCCCGGGAGCCGAGGCUGCAUGUGGCUGAUCCCGAGCUGCUCAGAGACUGUGGACCCCAUUCCUGCUUUUCAUCUUCUACCCUCAGCUCCAUCCUAGGCCUUGAGUUAGGCGGGGGUCAGCUCAGUGCUUCUCCUACCAACUGGGCUGUGGCUGUUGCGUCUGAGACCUCAUUCCCUGUCUGUCCCCUGUCCUCUCUGCCUGGGGAACAAUGGAAGGCCCUGAGAAGGCCGGGCUGAAGGGGGAAGACCCUGGGAAUCCUCAGAUGGCAAGAAGUACAUCCUUGGAAUAAACUCAGCUUCUCUCGUU
This is a messenger RNA of Nycticebus coucang (slow loris), 2372 nucleotides long. RefSeq names its product tyrosine-protein kinase ZAP-70. Gene Ontology annotation, cellular component: extrinsic component of cytoplasmic side of plasma membrane; cytoplasm. The record is from RefSeq and is a predicted model, not a curated record. Bases 169 to 2094 code for a protein of 641 amino acids. Gene Ontology annotation, molecular function: ATP binding; non-membrane spanning protein tyrosine kinase activity; signaling receptor binding. NCBI's taxonomy places the organism in Eukaryota, Metazoa, Chordata, Mammalia, Primates, Lorisidae. Gene Ontology annotation, biological process: cell surface receptor protein tyrosine kinase signaling pathway; innate immune response; cell differentiation. The transcript is spliced from 12 exons.